Messenger RNA from Penicillium argentinense, 1734 nucleotides. Its product is annotated as CoA-transferase family III. The record is from RefSeq and is a predicted model, not a curated record. Lineage: Eukaryota; Fungi; Ascomycota; Eurotiomycetes; Eurotiales; Aspergillaceae. Gene Ontology annotation, molecular function: catalytic activity. The transcript is spliced from 2 exons. The coding region runs from base 1 to 1734 and encodes 577 amino acids.
AUGGCUAUCCAGGCGCACGAGACUGUCCAAGGCGACAGCGUUUACGGACCUGGCACCUAUAUCGACAAAACGGUUCUCUCGGUUCCCGAGGAUGCUCAACGUAUCUUGAAGCUGCUCGCCUCACGGACGCCGGGCUUCAACCAGGAUCCUGCCUUUUUGGAUACCGUCAAGUUCGAAGGACGUCCGACCCCCAUGAUCCCGGGUCCGCUCAAAGCACCCGUUUUAUCCGCGGCUUUGCAUGCAAUGUGUGGCUUGGUUGCGAAUGAGCUGCUCGAAAUUCGUGAUGGGACAUCAGUCAAAGACGCGAGUGUGACUGUGAACACCGAUCAUGCGGGCAUGUGGCUGGGGAAGACAUUCACAGCCUACGUGAACGGAGAAGACAUCUCGACUCUGGCCCGCAGGCGUGCCCUGUCGAAGAUCUUUGAUCGUGACUUCGAACAAGGGUUCGGAGUCGGUCCUCUUGCUGGUAGAGCGACUGCACUAUAUCCCACCAAGGACUAUAAUGUCUGGUAUCAGCUUCAUGGGUCUUUGGAUGCAAGCAAAACUCUUAAGUCGAUGGGCAUUGACAUGGAUGUACCUCUGAAGGACUUCAAAGAGGGCUAUGAUUAUAUCCGCGAGCAUAUUCAGAAGUGGAGUCCCGAUGAACUGGAAAUGCACAAUGUCCGACAUGGACUGUGUGGAAGUAUUUGUUACUCCCCGGGAGGAUGGAGAGAGACCGAGAUGGGCAAGCGCCUUGCCGAAUAUCCCCUUGUCAACUACACCCACGAGUCGUAUGCACGACCAACGCCGGCUGUGCCACUCCCAAUACUGCCAGAUCGCCGACCUUUGGCCGGCAUCAAAGUUCUGGAGAUGGUGCGCAUCAUCGCCGGGCCUACUGUUGGUGUCACCUUGGCCUCUCUUGGAGCCGAUGUUAUCCGAGUCAACUGUAGCAAGCUCCCCGACCUGAAUGCUCUUCAAUUGACUCUUAAUGCUGGAAAACGCACCGUCGACCUUGAUAUCAGCAAAGAGAGCGACAUGACGCAGCUCAAGAGACUCCUGGAAGGAGCAGAUGUAUUCGUUCAGGGCUUCCGUUACGGCUCCCUAGAUCGAAAGGGUCUAGGCCUGCGAAACAUGCUCGACCUGGCAGCAAAGCGAAACAAAGGCCUCAUCUACGUCGAUGAAAACUGCUACGGCCCCGCCGGUCCCUUCGCGGAAAGGCCCGGCUGGCAACAGAUUGGUGACGCAGCCUCCGGCGCUUCAUAUGUGAUGGGUAAAGCACUCGGGUACGACGAGGGGACUAGCGUGCUCCCCCCUCUCCCGAUCUCCGAUAUGACGACGGGUAUAGUCGGCGCAUUGGCGACAUUGCUGGCUCUUCGUGAUCGUGCACGACAUGGGGGCUCGUAUCACGUUGUCAGCUCGCUGGUUGCAGGAGACACAAUCUUGGUUGACCCUGAGGUUGGACUGUAUCCCGUGGAUGUAGUGCAACGAACGCUUGACGAGUUCCAGUUUGAUCGUACCUCGCCGGAUCAAUUUGUAUCGGAGAUUAUGAUUCAGGUCAUCGAUGGGUGGAAGCGAGUGUUCCCGGAAUAUGUGGCACAGGAUUCGCCCUUUAUGACGAGCUUUGAAAGUACGCCGUGGGGACGGAUGGAGAUAUUGAAGCCGGUUGCACAGCUUGGGGAUGAGCCGGCUACGCCACAUUGGAGUUCACCUCCUGUGCCGAUCUGCCAAAAUGAUGGCAUGAUUAGUUGGGCUUGA